Impatiens glandulifera is the source of this 486-nucleotide messenger RNA. RefSeq lists its product as uncharacterized. The transcript is spliced from 3 exons. Lineage: Eukaryota; Viridiplantae; Streptophyta; Magnoliopsida; Ericales; Balsaminaceae. The record is from RefSeq and is a predicted model, not a curated record. The coding region runs from base 87 to 323 and encodes 78 amino acids.
UUCCCUCUAUAGCCUCAUUCCACCCAUCUUAGAAAUUCUUUAUAUAUCUCUUGAAAUUUUGCUAAAGAAAUAAGUAUUCAUCAAUAAUGGCUGCUUGUCUCCCAAUUUUCCUCUUGCUACUUACUUACUCUUUCUCAGGAAUAUUGGCAGAGGGCUGCAGUGGAAACAUGAACAACUUUCACACUAUGAUGAACAAGGUGAAUUCAAGAAAACUGAUGGUGCAUGAUACAAUAAUGGAUUAUGAUGAUGCUGGGCCAAAUUCUAAACAUGACCCUCCUAGGAAAGGAAAACCUGCUAAUGGUGGUGGUGCCAAGAAUCCUUAAAAAUGCUCGUCUUUCUCUCGAUGAUCCAUUUAAUAAUAACAAUGUAUGUGUGUUUUUGAUUAAUUUGUUUUUGCUACCUGUGUGUGUGUGUUCUUGAGUGUUGUUGAUCAUCUAGCAGUUUGUCAGUGUUGUUGAGUGGUGAUCAAAUUAAGCUCUGUCGUUU